Messenger RNA from Xylona heveae TC161, 1217 nucleotides. Its product is annotated as COQ7-domain-containing protein. Gene Ontology annotation, biological process: ubiquinone biosynthetic process. Gene Ontology annotation, molecular function: 3-demethoxyubiquinol 3-hydroxylase activity. The transcript has 2 exons. The record is from RefSeq and is a predicted model, not a curated record. The coding region runs from base 217 to 972 and encodes 251 amino acids. Gene Ontology annotation, cellular component: mitochondrial inner membrane. NCBI's taxonomy places the organism in Eukaryota, Fungi, Ascomycota, Xylonomycetes, Xylonales, Xylonaceae.
GCCUGGACAAUAUGAUUAUUGAAGAUAGGAGCUUUUCAAUGAAUAGGAAAAUACCACGGCAUUAAUAUUCCGAUUCAUUAGAAAAGCGCGAAUCAAACAUUCUAGAUUCGGCUACUUGGUGAAUCGAUUGACUCUAUAACAAUCUACAAUAAUAAACCCUUUCCUCGUUUGAUCGACCUGCAGCUACCCCGGCUUCGAUUAGUUAUCUGAUCGACCAUGAGCUUUGCUCCUGCUCUUCGGCGUGGCCUGCAUGGCAAGCCAACAACAAACUUCAAUUGCCAGCUUCGAUACUUUCCUACAUCAGUUCGAGGGGUGUUUCCAUUCAGCCAAAAUGCUUCCAUUGCGACUUCUGCCAGCUCGGCGGAGGCUGGGCAAGAAUCUUUGCCCAAGCAAAAACAGCCAUUGUCCCAAGAGCAGAGGAAAUUCUUGGACAGUGCUCUACGCGUGAAUCAAGCUGGAGAGCUCGCGGCAACGUUAAUUUACACGGCACAAACCCCUCUAAUAGUCAAGUCGCAUCCCCAAUUACGAACACUCAUGAAGCACAUGUAUGAUCAGGAGGUGGUUCAUUUCUCCACAUUUAAUGAACUUCUUGCCAAGCAUCGCAUUCGGCCGACAGCAAUGUAUCCCAUAUGGCAGGCCGCCGCCACGGUUUUGGGAUGGUCCACUGCAGUGAUGGGACGAGAGGCAGCCAUGGCAUGCACAGAGGCUGUCGAGACAGAGAUUGGCGAUCAUUACAAUGGUCAGGUCAGAGAAUUUCUCGCGUGGAUGAAGGAGAUGGAAGACAAUGGCGAGGAAGUCGGUGAGGAAAUCCGCGAGCUGGUGCAAGUCAUCAGAAGAUUUCGAGACGAGGAACUAGAGCAUCUCGACCAUGCCGUUGAAAAUGAUGCAAAGUUGGCACAUGGCCAUGAAUUGCUAAGCCAGGUUAUUCGACGGGGAUGCAGAGCGGCCAUCUGGGUCAGCGAAAGAGUUUAGAAUUCCUUUCGUUUUAUCACCAGCUGCGGCGCAUUCGGCGUUAUUGGCUUAUGGAAACUCACACCUUUUGUACACUAGAGGGGAUAUGAAAAUACUGACGGUAGCUGGAACUCUCUUUUAAUCAACUUUUAAAAAAUAUUAUUUGCUUAGUACAAUAAUAGAAGCGGUCGUUGACAUCGUUUCAACCUAUUACAUCUUCCAAAGUCAAACUCGCAGCGCACCCGUCCUUUUUGCUUUCCGGUUCC